CGUCCGUUUCGUCUGCGUUAAUUUCACGCUCAUUGAAGUGAUCCCUCUCCUUCUUUCGAAUUCUGGAUCUGCCACUUUCCAGUUCUGCUCACCUUCGUUCCAACGCGAUGAGGAAGGGAACCAAGAGGAAAGCUAGUAAGAACGAAGAUGCUAAGUUCGCGGAGAAGGAGAACCGUAAAGAAUCUACCACAGCCACAGCAGCUACUCGAGCUAAGCGAGUCAAGGCUUCCAAACCUGAUUCCCAACCGGAGUACUUCCAGGAUAAGCGCAAUUUGGAAGACCUGUGGAAGGCAGCGUUCCCUGUGGGAACAGAGUGGGAUCAACUGGAUUCUGUUUACCAGUACAAUUGGAAUUUCUCGAAUCUUGAAGAUGCAUUUGAAGAAGGGGGGAAACUAUACGGGGAGAAAGUUUACCUAUUUGGUUCUACAGAGCCACAACUUGUCUCUUUCAAGGGUGAAAGUAGAGUUAUCUGCAUUCCUGUAGUGGUGGCUGUUGUCUCACCUUUCCCACCUUCUGAUAAAAUUGGGAUUAACUCUGUUCAACGAGAAGCUGAAGAGAUCAUACCCAUGAAACAGAUGAAAAUGGGUUGGGUUCCCUACAUUCCUCUCGAGGAUAGGGAUAGCCGAGUUGAUAAGCUGAAAUCCCAAAUAUUUAUAUUAAGUUGCACUCAGAGAAGGGCUGCUCUAAAGCAUUUGAAGAUAGAUCGUGUCAAGAAGUACGAAUACUGCUUGCCUUAUUUCUACCAGCCCUUCAAGGAAGAUGAGCUGGAGCAAAGCACCGAGGUCCAAAUAAUAUUUCCAGCCGAACCAAAGCCAAUUUUCUGUGAAUUUGAUUGGGAACUAGAUGAACUUCAGGAGUUCACAGAUAAGCUGAUUGAAGAGGAGGAAUUAUCUGAAGAUCAGAAGGAUGCCUUCAAGGAGUUCGUUAAGGAGAAAGUUAGAGAAGCAAAGAAAGCUAAUCGAGAGGCAAGGGAAGCACGUAAGAAAGUGCUUCAGGAAAUGAGCGAGGAAACAAAAGCAGCAUUUGAGAAAAUGAGGUUCUACAAGUUCUACCCAGUUCAAACACAAGAUAGCCCUGAUAUUUCCAACGUCAAGGCUCCAUUCAUAAACAGGUACUACGGAAAGGCUCACGAGAUUCUGUGAUUCGGUUUGGUGAUGGACAAGAAGGAAAGAAGUUUCUAGCCCUGCUCGAUUGAAGGGGUACUGAGUUCUCACUAAGAACUCUUGGAAGCAAGUUCCGCACAUUUGUCGAUCGAGGAUUUUGAAUCAGGCUGUUGCCUUAGAACUUUUAAGCUAAGGUAGGUACCGUUACCACCGAUCAUAAGGAAUGUGUAAAAAUUGAAUGUGUAAGCCCCGGUUUUUCAGCUACAGAGAUGGGGGCUUCCCGCCACUUGAGUUUGGGGAAACCCCCAAAAGUUUUCCUCCUCGACAAUUGGGUCUCACUUUAUUUAUAGAAAUAUUAGAAUUCAACUGUAGAAUCUGAUUACUGAUUAGAAGAAUCAAUGAAUCUAUUUGCCGACCCUUCAAUUAUAGUCA
This is a messenger RNA of Momordica charantia (bitter melon), 1535 nucleotides long. Its product is annotated as protein HEAT INTOLERANT 4. Lineage: Eukaryota; Viridiplantae; Streptophyta; Magnoliopsida; Cucurbitales; Cucurbitaceae. The record is from RefSeq and is a predicted model, not a curated record. Gene Ontology annotation, biological process: regulation of cellular response to heat.